Molecule: messenger RNA, 399 nt
Organism: Talaromyces stipitatus ATCC 10500
Lineage: Eukaryota; Fungi; Ascomycota; Eurotiomycetes; Eurotiales; Trichocomaceae
Exons: 2
Coding region: 1-399 (132 amino acids)
Source: RefSeq, a predicted model, not a curated record
AUGCCUCGAGGCUGGAACCUUGACCCAGUGGCGGGAAAAGCCCCAAAAAGACUGGCUAGUCGUUACUACCAGCUGAAGACAGGACAUGCUCCAAUCGGCACCUAUCUACACCGGAUAGGCCGACGGGAAUCGCCUGAGUGUCAGGCUUGCAAGGAGCCUCAUGAGACAGUGAGGCAUGUGCUUUUUGGAUGUCGAGGACGCCGUACAGGACGGAGGGCUUUAUAUCGAGCACUCGAGAAAGCUGGAGUGCCGCUGCCUACAGCGGCUGAGGAAAGUCCUGAGGCUAGGCUAUUUGCUGAGCCUAUAGUGACGCAGGCCAGAGAGGCUGAGUCUAGCGAUGCGUGGGGGUGGGAUACGUUGGAGGAAGGUGGCCCAGGUGUCACAUUGGAGGAUGAAUAG